Molecule: messenger RNA, 2145 nt
Organism: Perca flavescens (yellow perch)
Lineage: Eukaryota; Metazoa; Chordata; Actinopteri; Perciformes; Percidae
Gene: cdc42se1
Product: CDC42 small effector 1
Exons: 4
Coding region: 1-207 (68 amino acids)
Biological process (GO): regulation of Rho protein signal transduction
Cellular component (GO): plasma membrane
Molecular function (GO): small GTPase binding
Source: RefSeq, a predicted model, not a curated record
AUGGCGACAAAAAGGCAAGAAAAAGGCAAGAAAAAGAAGAAGAGGAGGAGGAUUGACCGCAGUAUGAUCGGAGAGCCGACAAACUUCAUCCACCUCACACACAUCGGCUCUGGAGAGAUGGCCGAGGGCCUGCAGCCGUCUGGAACGGUUCAGGAACAGAUGAGGUCUAAAGGCCCGAACAUGAACGGCAGGAACAGCAUGUUAUAGCCGGAGUGUGUUAAUCGGACGUAGACCUGCUGGCCGACCUUCUCUUCCCUCCUUCCCUCCUUCCCUCCUUCCCUCUCCUCCUUCCCUCUCCUCCUUCCCUCUCCUCCUUCCCUCUCCUCCUUCCCUCUCCUCGUCUCCGAAAUCCGACCACCGGGCAAAACAAGACCUCUUCUCUAAACGAGGGCUGAAAAUGUGGCUCGUAUUAUGUCGUUCCAGUAUUCAUCCACCAGCUCUGCAUCAGUCUGUCCGCAGAUAUAAACCACACAAAGGACAAGGACUACAUCUCCCAGCAUGCCUUUUAAAGUGCACAUCAAGGAGACAUUUUUUUUUUUUUUUAUAAUUUUUUUGGAAUUUAAAAUCUAAGCCAUUUGAAUCGGAGUGAAGAAUACAAGCUGUUUUCUCCACUCGCGGGCAGAGUUUUCUACCCCAACGUCAGUAUUAAAUCAACCCGACCGAUGACAUCACUGGACUCCAUUUCCCAGAAUCCCCUUCUAUUCAGGAUGUGCGGCAGAAUGACCGAGUGUGUGUAUUUAAGAAUAAGAAAAAGAAAUAGUGGCUCCGAAAGUGUUGCUUUUAAAUUGUCACGAUAAAGACUACAUUUCCCAGCAUUCAUAGGGAGGGUAGAGUUUUUUCUCACUGCUCUGAGGGGUUGAGAAGAAAUCCCUCAAUCCUUCAUUUUAAACCCUCAUGCUGGUGGAAACCCUCCCAACCCAAAAUAAAACAGCUUUUCCAAUUCCCUCAGUGGACUACAUUUCCCAGGAUGCUUCACUCUGCUCAGCUGUGCUGUUACUUGUAAAAGAUUAUUAUGCCUUUAGAUGGACUCGGGACACACAGUUCAAAACUCCCUUUAGAAAAUGAGCUGUUUUUGUAAAAGUUCUGUAUUUCAACUCAUAAAAAGAUUUUCCUUCUCUUUCUGUUUUUGACUACUUGAACUGUGAGUCGGGGGCCCCAAAACGGGUCUUAAUCUCGUACACUGUGGGACCCCAAGAAGACAGAAGUGUUAACUUUUAACUUUUUUUAACUUCAGGUGUCACUUUGGGACAUUUUCAGGACUUUUUGUUUAAAAUAUUUCAUCCUGCAUUUUGGUGGGAACCCUCAGAGGUUGGCUGGGACACACAGUUCAAAACUCCCAUUAGAAAAUCAGCCGUUUUUGUAAAAAUUCUCUAUUUGAACUCAUAGAAAAAUGUAUUUGUGAUUUUUGGUCAUGUGACUACUUAAACUGUGGGUUGGGCCCCAAAACGGGUUUUAAUCGGACAUAUUUUGUGUCCCAAGAAGACAGACCUUUUCAGUUUUAACUUCAGGUGCCAGGCUGAGACACUUUCGGGACUUCUGUUUAAAAUAUUUCAUCCUGUGUCUCGUGGGAACUCUCAGAGGUUGGCUGGGACACACAGUUCAAAACUCCCAUUAGAAAAUCAGCCUUUUUUGUAAAAAUUCUCUAUUUGAACUCAUAGAAAGAUUUCUUUGUGAAUUUUGGUCAUUUGACUACUUAAUCUGUGGGUUAGGGCCCAAAACGGGUUUUAAUCGGAUAUAUUUUGGGGCCCCAGGAAGACCGAAAUGUUAACUUUUUAACUCAUGGACAUUUCAUAAUGCAUCUGGUGGGAAGAUCAAGUUUUACCUGCUUUAUAUUUUGAGUAUUUGAACAUUUUCUACGCAGACUUUUCUGCUGUUUUUGGUUAAUUUGCCGUUUGAUUUUUUUUAUUGUUGUCUUUCGCGCUGAUGAUGUGUGCUACUGCUUUGGUGCUAACUUGGGUCUCUUGGUAUGUGAGUUGAAGGAUACUUGUAUUAAACUGGUUCAAAUUCCCCAAAAUCUUUAAUUCGAGCACUUUAUAAGAACUGUAACAUCUGGAUUUUAGAGUCCAAGCCGAACCCACCAAACUGUGUACAAAUAUCUGUAUAUUUAAAAAAAUAGAAUAAAAUAAAUCCCAUUAUAUUUAAACA